Molecule: messenger RNA, 1577 nt
Organism: Salvia miltiorrhiza (redroot sage)
Lineage: Eukaryota; Viridiplantae; Streptophyta; Magnoliopsida; Lamiales; Lamiaceae
Product: 3-deoxy-manno-octulosonate cytidylyltransferase, mitochondrial
Exons: 8
Coding region: 316-1206 (296 amino acids)
Cellular component (GO): cytosol
Molecular function (GO): 3-deoxy-manno-octulosonate cytidylyltransferase activity
Source: RefSeq, a predicted model, not a curated record
AUUAGCUUCCUCUCUGUCUCUUUUUUUUUUUUAUUAAAUACCCAAAUAAAGAAAAAACACAAUGAAAAAGGGAGAAUGAAUAUUGAAGCAGUGAGUGGUCCUCUCCUCGUGUUAAAAGUUCAAACACUGCCCUAAUUCCAAAAAGAAAAAGAAAAAAGAAGAAUGAUUUGGUAAUUUAAAUAAGAUGCGGCGGAUCAAAGCUGUUAAUUAAUGGGUGAUGAGUGACUCAAGACAGCAGCUCGCGUGGUGUGGCUCAUCUAAAUCCGGGCGAGAGAGUAACAUACAAUCCAAGUCGAGGCGAGAAUUUGCUCCCAAAUGCCGAUGUGCAAUCCCUCUUCGUCUUCCACGCCCUCUGCCUCCAGUAAGUCGUGGAUUAUCCACGGCGUGGCGUUGGGGGCGGCGGCUGCCUUGGCUCUUGGCGCCCAUUACAUGUAUUUUAGGCGAUCCGGCAAGUUCCGGAGCCGGGUCGUCGGAAUUAUACCCGCCCGCUUUGCUUCUUCGCGCUUCCAGGGCAAGCCUCUCGUUAACAUCCUCGGCAAGCCCAUGAUCCAGAGAACAUGGGAACGAGCUAAAAUGGCAACCUCAUUGGACCAUAUUGUUGUGGCCACUGAUGAUGAGAAAAUUGCUGAUUGCUGUAGAGGUUUUGGUGCCGAUGUGGUAAUGACAUCUGAAUCGUGCAGAAAUGGGACAGAGCGUUGUAAUGAAGCGCUUAGCAAGUUGGAUAAACAAUAUGAUGUUGUUGUCAAUAUCCAGGGUGAUGAGCCGCUCAUAGAACCUGAAAUAAUAGACGGCAUUGUCAAAGCGCUGCAGGUGGCUCCUGAUGCAGUCUUCAGCACCGCAGUUACUUCUCUGAAACCUGAAGAUGCACAUGAUCCAAAUCGUGUCAAAUGUGUGGUGGAUAACCAUGGCUAUGCAAUUUAUUUCUCUCGAGGAUUAAUACCAUUUAAUAAGUCUGGGAAUGUCAACCCUGAGUUUCCAUAUUUACUUCAUUUGGGAAUUCAGAGCUAUGAUACAAAGUUUCUCAACAUAUACCCAGAGCUGCCUCCAACUCCACUUCAGCUGGAGGAAGAUCUUGAGCAACUGAAGGUUCUUGAAAAUGGAUACAAGAUGAAGGUGAUAAAAGUUGAGCAUGAGUCCCACGGUGUUGACGUCCCAGAAGAUGUAGAUAAAAUAGAGAGCUACAUGCGCGAAAGGAACCUGCAUUAGCUGUAUAAUUUUUCACAAGAUACAUACUGAUUUGGCAUCUGCAUGAUGCGCACAAAUGUUUUCACGCAUCUUCUCCUCGGCGUGUCCAUUUGUGAUUCUUGAAUAAAUAGUUUUCUUUUCUUCUUUUUCUUGCAGAGUAGUACUUCUUUUUCUUCUUUUCUGCAUGAUGCGCACCAAUGCUCUCAGAUGAAGACUUUGGGGGCAAGUACUUCUACAGAGUAACAACAUGAAUUUAUUUUAAUGUGGUCGUGUAUAUUGUGGCUGUAAUUUAAAUAUUUUCGUGGACUAGUGUAAAGGUAGUGUGGCUGGUUUGGUUUUUACUUAAAACUUUUAGUUUCCAGUCUUUAUAUAUAAUACGAUUAUUGAUUCAA